This is a messenger RNA of Chenopodium quinoa (quinoa), 2514 nucleotides long. RefSeq names its product pentatricopeptide repeat-containing protein At3g29230-like. Lineage: Eukaryota; Viridiplantae; Streptophyta; Magnoliopsida; Caryophyllales; Amaranthaceae. The coding region runs from base 236 to 2074 and encodes 612 amino acids. Gene Ontology annotation, molecular function: protein binding; RNA binding. The record is from RefSeq and is a predicted model, not a curated record. The transcript has a single exon. Gene Ontology annotation, biological process: RNA modification.
CAAGUGUAAAUUUAAUGCUUAUAUGCAACCCUUAGAGGUAGGUAUAGCAUUUUCCUAUCAAUAAACAGAAAUAUCGAAAAAUUUGUGUAAUCCCGUGUCAAUUAAUAAAAAAUCCACCUCAAAAACUCGAAAAUCGGGAUAUACUUUUAAAAAAUGAAAAGAGUAGUUAAUUAGUUAAUUCCAAACUUCAAAAUAACGAGCAGUCAAUCAUCUUCUACAUUCUACACAUUAUGAUAUGGCUAAACUCCAACCACACACCAAUUUCAGACCACCAAUGACAACUCCCAUUAGAGCUCCAACUUGGUUCUCCACUAGAAGGCAACUCGAACUCAAAGUUUCUGAACUUCACAAAUGUUCAAAUUUAUCACAUUUGAAACAACUUCAUGCUCAAAUUUUCAAAGCUAAUCUUCAUAAUGACCCUUUUAUAGCACCUAAAUUAAUCUCUGCUUUCUCUCUCUGCCAUCAAUUAGGGUUAGCCAUUAAUGUAUUCAAUCAAGUUCAAUUUCCCAAUGUUCAUUUGUAUAAUUCUCUUAUUAGAGCUCAAACCCAGAAUUCUCAAUCUUCUCAAGCUUUCAUUACUUUUCUUGAUAUGCUUAAUAAUGGCGUUUUCCCUGAUAAUUUUACAUACCCUUUUCUUCUUAAGGCUUGUAGUGGACCCUGUUCAUUGCAAUUUGUUCAAAUGGUUCAUACCCAGAUGAUAAAGUUAGGUUUUUUUGGUGAUAUUUUUGUACCCAAUUCGUUGAUUGAUAGUUACUGUAAGUGUGGGGUGAUUGGUGUUAGUUCUGCUAGGAAGUUGUUUGUGUUCAUGGAGGAUAGAGAUAUUGUUUCUUGGAAUUCAUUGAUUAGGGGGUUGGUUAAAGGGGGUAAUUUGAAAGAUGCUCGCCAACUGUUUGAUGAAAUGCCUGAGAAAGAUGCUGUGAGCUGGAAUAUAAUGUUAGAUGGGUAUGUUAAAGCAAAAGACAUGGAUGCUGCGUUUCAAUUGUUUGAGAAGAUGCCUGAGAGAAAUGUUGUAUCUUGGUCUACCAUGGUUUCGGGUUAUACGAAAGCAGGGGAUUUGGAUAUGGCUAGGUUACUCUUUGAUAAGAUGCCUGUUAAGAAUUUGGUGUCAUGGACAAUAAUAAUUUCUGGGUAUGCUGGAAAUGGAUUCACAAAGGAGGCUAUAUCUUUGUAUAAUGAAAUGGAAAGUUUAGGAUUGAAAUUUGAUGAUGGGACCAUUAUUAGUAUCCUAGCUGCUUGCGCCGAGUCUGGUUUGCUCACACUUGGGAAGAGAGUUCGUUCCUCAAUUGUGGCAACUGGUUUUAGAUGUAGUGUCGCAGUGAAUAAUGCAUUGAUUGAUAUGUAUGUCAAGUGCGGAUGUGCAGAAAAAGCAUUAGUUGUAUUCCAGGGGAUGUCUGAAAGAGAUUUAGUUUCCUGGAACACCAUUAUCCAAGGUUUAGCUAUGCAUGGAGAUGGAGUGACAGCACUCAAGCUUUUCUCAAGGAUGAAAAAAAGUGGUUUUCGACCUGAUAAAUUCACUUUCAUUGGUAUCUUAUGUGCUUGCACUCACAUGGGUUAUGUUGACAAGGGUCUUGAUUAUUUUUAUUCUAUGGAAAGGGAUUAUGACAUUGUCCCCCAAAUAGAGCAUUAUGGCUGCUUGGUUGAUCUAUUAGGUCGGGGUGGGCGUCUAAAGGAAGCUUUGGAGGUUGUGCAGAAUAUGCCAAUGGAACCAAAUGCUGUCAUUUGGGGUACGCUCUUAGGAGCAUGCCGGUUGCAUUACCCUGUGGAAAUUGCACAGGAGGUUUUGAAGCAUUUGGUCAAAGUUGAUCCAACAGAAGCCGGAAAUUUCUCAAUGUUAUCUAAUAUAUAUGCUGCUGCGGGGGAUUGGGGUAACGUUGCAAAUGUUAGACGAACUAUGAAGAAUAUAGGAGUGCAAAAACCCUCUGGGGCUAGUACUCUUGACCUGGAUGGUGAGGUUCAUGAAUUUACUGUAUUUGACAAUUCUCACCCAAAUUCAGAAGGUAUAUAUCAGAUGAUCCAUUUAUUACGCCCACAACUUAAGGAAUCUGGCUGUGCCCCGAGGCCAACAUAUGGUUAAAUAACCAUCAAGCCACUGGCCUUCGUAGUUGUUUGUACUGUGGCGGUAGACUGGUAGGGUACCAUACAUGAGGUCGAAGUUGCUUAACUGUGGAGCAGAUGAUGUACAGUCGUUUUCUCUCUCCACCGCGGCGCCCUCUGUAUCUACAGAACAAUACUUUGCCAGAAAGAGUAAUAAAAUAAGACUGAUUACAGAUUUCAGGGAAGUAUGCUGUGCAUGGCAUCACACUAGCCGCUAGCGUUCCAAAUACUCCGUCAUUGAAUAUUGUUUAGAGUAACUUUAUUGACAUCAAUGAGACCAAGGCUUACCAUAAAGAACCUAUUUUUACCAUAUCUCAACACUAAGAUUGUCGAGAUUAGAAUAGAAUUUCUUAUUCCUGUUAGGCUGUCAACACUAAAUGUUUAUUUUUGACAUUAUUUACGAAUCAAUAAAAAUUACAA